Fusarium vanettenii 77-13-4 is the source of this 1491-nucleotide messenger RNA. RefSeq lists its product as uncharacterized. Bases 1 to 1491 code for a protein of 496 amino acids. NCBI's taxonomy places the organism in Eukaryota, Fungi, Ascomycota, Sordariomycetes, Hypocreales, Nectriaceae. Gene Ontology annotation, molecular function: mevalonate kinase activity; ATP binding. The transcript is spliced from 2 exons. Gene Ontology annotation, cellular component: cytoplasm. Gene Ontology annotation, biological process: isoprenoid biosynthetic process; ergosterol biosynthetic process. The record is from RefSeq and is a predicted model, not a curated record.
AUGAUCAACGGACACAACGGGGGCCAUUCCGCUGCCAACAUCUCCGAUUCGGGUUCCGAAUUCUCAGGUGAUUCCAGCAAUGGCUCUGCAGGCGCUGUCCGACGUAGGUUGGACCGCAAGAUGUCUAGCCCCAUGGCACCUCCUUUCAUGGUUUCGGCCCCAGGAAAGGUGAUUGUCUUUGGCGAGCACUCUGUCGUCCAUGGCAAGGCCGCCAUCGCUGCAGCCAUCUCGCUGCGAUCAUACCUUCACGUCACCACCUUGUCCAAGUCGAAGCGCACCGUUUCUCUACGAUUCCCAGAUAUCGAUUUGGUUCACACCUGGAACAUUGACGAGCUGCCAUGGCAGGCGUUCCAACAACCAUCCAAGAAGAAGUCAUACUACUCUCUCGUCACCGAACUUGACCCCGACCUCGUCGCCGCUCUUCAGCCACAUAUCAACGUCGUUUCCCCCGACCGCCCAGAAGAAAUCCGCCGAGUACACCGCAGUUCAGCAUCUGCAUUCCUCUACCUUUUCCUCUCACUAGGAUGGCCUUCAUUCCCUGGCUGUCUUUAUACUCUGCGAUCGACAAUACCAAUUGGUGCUGGCCUGGGUAGCAGCGCAUCCAUCUCAGUCUGCCUUUCGGCUGCGCUUCUUCUACAACUACGCACCUUGUCCGGCCCUCACCCAGAUCAGCCCCCAGAUGAGGCUCGACUUCAGGUGGAGAGAAUCAACCGAUGGGCCUUCGUGUCGGAAAUGUGUAUCCACGGUAACCCCUCGGGCGUGGAUAACACUGUAGCCACACAGGGCAAGGCUGUGGUCUUUCAGCGUACCGACUACUCUAAGCCACCAUCUGUUAGACCACUCUGGGACUUCCCUGAGCUGCCUCUUUUGCUGGUAGAUACCCGACAAGCUAAAUCGACCGCGCAUGAGGUGGGCAAGGUAGCAAAGCUUAAGCAAACACACCCCAAGCUUGUAGGAACCAUUCUGGAUGCUAUGGAUAGAGUCACGAAUACCGCUGCCGACCUGAUUGAGGACAUUCACUUUGAUAAUGAGUCAGAGGAGUGCCUUACUAAGGUUGGUGAGCUGAUGACCAUCAACCAUGGUCUGCUUGUGUCACUUGGCGUCUCCCACCCUCGUUUGGAACGAGUACGAGAGCUUGUGGAUCACGAGGGUAUCGGUUGGACCAAGCUUACUGGUGCCGGCGGUGGAGGCUGCUCUAUUACACUUCUCCGACCCGACGCACCUGCAGAGAAGUUGCAUAAGCUGGAAGAGCAACUCGAGGAUGAGAAUUACGCCAAGUUUGAGACCACUCUUGGUGGUGACGGCGUUGGUGUGCUGUGGCCUGCCGUUCUCAAGAAUGGUACCGUGGAGGAUGAUGAGGGUGGUAUGGAGAUUGACCUGGAGAAAUUUCUCAACGCCGAGGGUACCGAAGGAGUUGAAAAGCUCGUAGGCGUCCACGGCGAUACUGGAGAACGAGAGGGAUGGAAGUUCUGGCGGGUCGAGAGCCGGUGA